AUGACGAGAGAAGAAAUGUACAAAGCCAAGAACCGGACGCUCGCGAUGUAUACUUCUGCUGUGAUCAUCGCAGCAGUCGGCGUAACCUAUGCCGCUGUCCCCCUGUAUCGAAUGUUUUGCGCAGCGACCGGAUUUGCUGGUACACCAAAAGUCGGGACAGGACGGUUCGAGUCCUCGCGCCUAGUUCCCGUCGAUGGUGCGAAACGGAUCAAAGUCCAUUUCAAUGCGGAUAAGUCGGGGGCGCUCCCCUGGACCUUUACUCCUCAACAGAAGUUUGUGAGCGUCCUGCCCGGGGAGUCGAGUUUGGCGUUUUAUAGUGCAAAGAAUACGAGCGACCAAGACAUCAUCGGUAUUGCUACGUACAACGUCACACCUGAUAGGGUUGCGCCUUAUUUCUCCAAAGUAGAAUGUUUUUGUUUCGAAGAGCAAAAGCUGCUCGCCGGAGAGGAAGUUGACAUGCCACUACUCUUCUUCAUAGACAAAGACAUUCUUGAUGAUCCUGCAUGUCGAAACGUAGACGACGUAGUAUUGUCUUACACAUUCUUUCGAGCGCGUCGGAAUCGUCAAGGGCACCUCGAACCGGAUGCUCCUGAGGACGUAGUCCAGCAAUCGCUGGGUUUUGACAAGUAUGAGCAUGGGCCCAAACAUGAGGGCACCAAUGAAUCUGUAGAAAACAAAUAG
Pleurotus ostreatus (oyster mushroom) is the source of this 681-nucleotide messenger RNA. It is a transcript of the gene COX11, whose product is annotated as Cytochrome c oxidase assembly protein cox11, mitochondrial. The transcript has 4 exons. The coding region runs from base 1 to 681 and encodes 226 amino acids. Gene Ontology annotation, cellular component: mitochondrial inner membrane. NCBI's taxonomy places the organism in Eukaryota, Fungi, Basidiomycota, Agaricomycetes, Agaricales, Pleurotaceae. The record is from RefSeq and is a predicted model, not a curated record. Gene Ontology annotation, molecular function: copper ion binding.